Messenger RNA from Porites lobata, 2857 nucleotides. NCBI's taxonomy places the organism in Eukaryota, Metazoa, Cnidaria, Anthozoa, Scleractinia, Poritidae. The record is from the annotation of a GenBank genome assembly.
CGAAAUAACCCAUUUUUUCAGAGGUUUUCGACGGGUUUUGAUAAUCUAACGACAAGCACAUCUCCUCUGGACCCUGUGUUUAUUACCGGAGUCCGGUAAGGCGUCGAAGGGAACACAAGAAAGAUGAAGCCACACGUGCGAAGAACUGUUCGAGCAUAUCUAGCCUUAGCGCUGUGUUAUCUCGUGAAUAACCUAUCCUUAUCAACUGCACAAGACGACUGUCUUCCAGACAUUGGUGGAAGCGGAGAUUUGAAGUCUGUUGUCCUCAACAUACAGACAUGGGAACACCGAUCGUCCAACUUUCACGUGAGUAUGAAUUAUUGCAACAGUAUUCUUUAGCUUUUUGCUCCUAGUAAAAUUCAAGAAAAGAGUCAUUCAGCAAAAGUGCUCGUUGUUUGCCACUGAUUCACGUCGACUUCUACGGAUGAUGAGGUUUCAUUCAGAUCAGUCACGUCAUCACCAGUUUUCAGGUUUCUGUUUACGCAGACUCCAAUCGGCAACCCAAAAUUACGUUUGGAGUUCUUAUGGGUUUCCUUCCCAAAUUUUACUCCGGAAUCAGCAAAUCACUACUGAAGGAAUUUGUGAAUGAUACAACGGAUUAUUCUUAUUGAGAUCGUGAAAGAAGCUUAAACGCACUCAAGCGAGAGCAGCUGGGGCGGUGGCCGUCGAUCGCCUGCAUGCAAAUGCCAAAUAGGCUAGGCUAACAACAAUAAUUGUGUCUAUAAUUUCUGAUGCCCCUGACUCUGUCCUAUUACAUGCUAUUACAAGGGUCUGACCGAGGGUCUCAAUGUGGUGGUGGCUUUUACGGUUAUCGUAUCAACCUCGUUCCCAGGGUUCUCUCUCUUGCGUCGAGAAAGAACCGUGGUUGCGGCGUUGGUUGCGGCUGGUCACGUGGAAAUGUCUGUCAAUAAACUGCGCAGCGGGGAUAGGUCCCCCACUAAAUUUUGUCGACUGGAUGAUGAAAUACUAUCUGGGGUAGGGAGAAAAUUCUUGCUUCAAAAUGGCGCCUGAGUUUGUGAGUUGCGUGCAAACUGCGUUGCUUUCGGAUAGUUACGAUCACUUUUUUUUGAAGGCAAAAGAGGUUAUUUUUUGGAGCGUUUGUACUUGCAAAAAGGUUUUUGCUUACCGUCCUGCCAACAGGAUAUGGAAAAUAUUUAGAUUGUGAAGUUUUACCGUACUUAUUGAAGGACAAGGACGCCAGAAAGCUGUCGAGCCAGGCAGGUCCUUUGGUUGAUUUCAAUGUUUGACCUCUUAAUUCGUUAAUGUAUGACCAGAUUAAUUUUCGGGUGUUGUUAACAUUUAACAACAAAUACCAGCGCAAUCAGCUGAUAAUAAACUAGGCGGUAGACUGCUCUCGGGCCCCGACAUGCAGAGCAACUUUUGUCAUAGCGACAGUUAUUUGCUCUUCUUCCCCUCCCUUAUUUUUCAUGUGGCUCCCAAAAUCUGGGAACCACAUGACCUGCCGCAACCAGGGUUCUUUCUCGAAGCUUGAGAGAGACCGUGAGAACGAGGUUGUUAUCGUAUAGCAGGCAAAUGCGUGAGUUUUUCACCUUGUGUCCAGUACUAAGAUAUUUUUUAUUGCCUUUUGUGUUUGGUUGCAGUUCGAUGAUCCAGUAAUGGUCUCAUCUAACACCUUCACGGUUUCAAAAGGUGUCGAAGUUUCCAGGCUGAGUGGUGCUAAUGUACGCUUCUACGGUGAAGAACUCUGUGUUGCCGUAACUAAAUAUACGGAAGUAGAACAGAACGAUGGAACGACAACAACUAGCUCUGUUUGUCUUAAAUCCUGUCUCAGCGUUGGCGGUGCAACACGCCUAGACACUUACUCCGGGACAUUUGGCAGACCCUUAUCCACUAACCCUCCAUGCUGUUACUCAGGAUUGAUUAAAUACCUCCGAUUUUCCAUCCCUGCACCCCCGACCACGCCUCCCCCCUCCUAUCAGUGCAUUGAAUGUUUCGACUGCGAUGGGGCUGGUACCAAGAUAUCAACUAUUACAUGCAAUGCCGGUGAGAAGUGCUUCACGUUGAAGUUGCAAAAACACCAGGAUGGCGAAGUGGUUAUUGUUAAAGGCUGUUCUCACCACCUCCGGAACUGGGGCAAAAAUCUGUAUUGCGAGGAUGAGUGUAAAAGCAAUGUGCGACUUUGGCCGGAUGAUAGCUACAGUCGCCACUAUAGUGUUUGUGUGUCGUGCUGCUCGGGGGAUAAAUGUAACGGUGAAAAAAGGGUUGGUUUUGGUGCUACUUUUUAUGGCCACAAUCGACACAUGAUGAUUUAAGCACUUAUUUUUGGUGUCUUUGUUAUUAGCCGACGGAACAUUGAUACCAUAUAACCCGUUUUUCUGGCCGAGUAAAACGUGUUUACAAGUCUUGCAAGCAAAGUUUUGAAAACCAAAUGAUGCUAAAUUACAACUCAUAAACUCAUACAAAGCAUGUAUGUCUGAUCAAUUUAGAACAAUCAACAACAACAAUUUCAAUUAUUCAGAGAUCAGUUAUUUUUAUAAAGCUUAUAUAUAGCCCGUAGGAAGUUUGAGCGAGUCGAGGAAGGGAUCAGAAGGACAGUAGUCUGUUCUAGGCUCUCAGAUAGUAGGGAUGAUGCGUAUACGUAAGUGAAAGGCACUCGAAAUCUGAGAAAUUGGGGCGCCUGUCCUCUCCCCAGUUUCCCCCCUUUUCAACUUUCGUGUUCGUGCUGUCUCGAUUUCAUGGACCCGACUAUCCCGGAGCCUGGAACAGACUAGAGGGACAGUUGCGUUUUCAGACCAAGAAACGCCAAUAAAGAAAGAAAGAAGGAGAAGAAGAAGAACAAAAGAAGAAGACCUUGUUAUAAAACUUCAGGUUUUUUAAAAGAAAUUAGUUGUUGCAC